This is a messenger RNA of Medicago truncatula (barrel medic), 1068 nucleotides long. Its product is annotated as zinc finger BED domain-containing protein RICESLEEPER 4-like. The record is from RefSeq and is a predicted model, not a curated record. Lineage: Eukaryota; Viridiplantae; Streptophyta; Magnoliopsida; Fabales; Fabaceae. The transcript is spliced from 2 exons. Gene Ontology annotation, molecular function: DNA binding. The coding region runs from base 340 to 1041 and encodes 233 amino acids.
GUCAAUCACGGCAACAGGGAAAAUAAAUGGCAGCAGCUACGUGCAUCACUCCCAGCAAUAGAAAUUGGAAUUGAACACCAAUUCAUAAACCCCCGCAACCGUGACCAAUUGUUGUCACGUAUCUCCAAAAAACAUUUACCCAUCCGUUCCACUUAGGAAGUAGGAACGUUUCUUCUUCUCCAUCUCCAUUUAUUUUUGCAUGUAUCUUCAUUAUUCCAUUUUUCAAUUCCACGCCAACAUUAAACCUUUCUUCUUCUUCUGCUCCGGCCAUAGACAAGUUCAGCAAGGGGCAAGGCUCAAUCAAAAGAGAAGGUCAUUCUUCUCCUCUUCUCUAGAGAGAUGUCAGCUAGUACGUCAAUUGAAUCCUUGGGAGGUUCACCCCAAAAUAAUGGAGAAGAGUGUUUAUGUUUGUUGAAUCCUAUCAUUGAUUUAGAUGCGAAUACAAACGAAGAACCACUAACAAAUGAAGCAACACUGACAAAUGAAGUUGGGAAUGAAGAGAAUGUCGAGAACAACAGCGUUAUUCAAAAGGCUAAGAGAAAGAAAACUUCUCCAAUUUGGGAUCACUUCAAAGAAGUGAAGUUAAAGGAUGGAACCAAAAAAUGGCAAUGUUUACAUUGUAAAAGAACUUAUGUUGUUGUUGUGAGUGGGUCAACUAGCCAUUUGAAGAGACAUUUAAGGGAAGUAUGUCUUAUUUACAAGAAGCUAGCAGCACAACAACAAAAAUUAAACUUGAAGCCAGCACAAAGCAUGAUUGAUGAGAAGCUUUCCGGACCACUACUGAUGAAUCCAAGUGCUAAGUAUGAUCAUGAGAGACAAAGAGAAGCCACUGCACAUUGGGUUAUGAUGCAUGAACAUCCAUUUAGUAUUGUUGAGGAAGAAGGUUUUCUUUUCAUGAUGAAAUGUUCUAAUUUUUCAUAUGAGAAAAUUAGUCGAAAAACAUUGAAGAAUGAUUGUGUUGCUGUCUAUGAAUCUGAAAGGAAGAAGUUAAAGUCAACUUUGAGGACAAUUAAUAAGAUUUGCUUGACCACUGAUUUAUAGAAGUCGCAAAAUCAAAAGAUAGAAUAC